CGUCACCUUAUUUUGUUUUAUUUUUUUUUCCUUUUUUAAAACAUUUGAUUUCACGAUCAUCAUCAUCAAUAGAAUAAAGGCAGAGAGCCCUUUGAUUCAUAAAUUUCAAUCAGCUCUCGCUUUUCUAUCUGUUUUCCGCCUUCUGAUUUCGCUCGUAGAUGGAAUCUGGGCAAGGUGCUGAUGCUUCUGAUGUUGAUGAACCUACAACUACUAGUGAGAAUGCCACCUCAAAACAAGGUGAUUCAUCAUCACAUGGGCCAACUAUAGAUCCAAUUUCGAGAGAUGAAAAUAAACUCGGCGAGAUUCUCAGGAACUUACAGAAUGUGUCAUAUAUUUACAGACAAGAUGUUGUGAGAAGCAAAACUAACAAUAAGACUGGGAUUGUGUCUGAAGUUGCCGGUGAUUCAGAUUCUGAAAGCAGCAUAACCGAUGAUGAAGAUGAGGAUGAGGGUGAAAAAGAUAAUGAGACUGGUUGCAAUGACGAAGGUGAUGUGGAAAACAAAGGCGAUUCUGAUAGGAAUGCUGCUGAAAAUACUGAUGGCAAUGGCUCCAAGCACACUUCACUUACCGCUGACCAAGUUAGAGUGCUUUGGAUGGAUGAGUCAGAAACUACAGAAAGUAUUGAUGAUGUAACAGUUGUUGAUAGAGGAUAUUUACAUGGGGAUUAUGUUACUGCUGCCUCUGAUCCAACGGGUCAAAUUGGUAUUGUGGUUGAUGUCAAUAUUACAGUCGAUCUAUUAACACAUGAUGGGUCUAUUGUGAAGGAUAAACCAUCUAGAGACUUGAAGCGCAUUAGAGAUUUCACUGUCGGCGAUCAUGUUGUGCUUGGGCCAUGGUUAGGUAGAAUUGAAGAUGUUUUCGAUAAUGUUACUGUUCUGUUUGAUGAUGGUUCUGUCUGCAAAGUCAUGAAAGCUGAUCCAUUGCGUCUCAAACCAGUUGGAAAGAACAUCCUUGAAGAUGGACAUUUUCCAUAUUAUCCAGGCCAACGUGUGAAGGCAAGCUCUUCAUCAGUUUUCAAGAAUUCCAGGUGGUUAUCUGGAUUGUGGAAAGCUAACCGACUGGAAGGUACAGUGAUCAAAGUCACAGUAGGAUCAUUGUUCAUUUACUGGAUUGCUUCUGCUGGGUAUGGACCUGACUCAGCUACUACUCCAGCAGAAGAGCAGACUCCUAAAAAUUUAAAAUUGUUGUCUUGUUUCACUCAUACAAAUUGGCAAUUAGGUGAUUGGUGCCUCCUGCCAUCAUUGGGGUCGACACCCAUGCCCUUAGACAAGGGAGUACCCAAAUCAGAAUCUCAUGAUUGUGUUAAGGACGAACCUGAAUCUACUGAAACAGGUGAUGAGUCUGAUGCUGAAGUGACUACUACCGAGGAAUCAACUGGGUAUAACAGAUUGACCGGAAAUGAUUCAGAGGCUUCUUCUAUUAAGAACGAUCCUGCAGCUAGUUUAGGCGGCAGUUCAGUGUCAGAUUCAAAGGGAACUGCACAUGAGAGCUGGCCUCUACACCGUAAGAAGAUCCGUAAAGUUGUAGUCAGAAAGGACAAGAAAGCCCGAAAGAAAGUAGAAAACUUUGAAAGAGCCCUUUUAAUUAUCAAUACAAAGACAAAAGUUGAUGUUGCUUGGCAGGAUGGAACGAUAGGACGAGAUCUAGAUUCGACAUCUUUGAUUCCCAUUGAUAGUCCUGGGGAUCAUGAGUUUGUCGCUGAACAGUAUGUAGUGGAGAAGGCUGCUGAUGACAGUAAUGAUGGCGUAGAGAUCAGACGUGUUGGUGUUGUAAAAAGUGUUAAUGCAAAAGAUCGGACAGCAUGUGUCCGGUGGUUGAAGCCUGUUGCAAGGGCAGAGGACCCUAGAGAAUUUGAUAAAGAGGAAGUGGUUAGUGCAUAUGAGCUAGAGGGGCAUCCGGACUAUGAUUAUUGUUAUGGAGAUGUAGUUGUUCGGCUGUCCCCUGUUUCAUUACCAACCAAAAUGAAUUCUUUUGUGCACUCAAUUGAAGAUACACCACUUAUGAGUCCAGAUGAGUCCAAACCUGACAUAGGAAAGCAUCAUCAAAGUAAGAGCAUAGAAAAUACAUCUGCACGUGACAUGUCUAUCGAAUUUUCAGAUCUUUCUUGGGUUGGAAAUAUCACUGGACUGAAAGAUGGUGACAUAGAAGUCACAUGGGCUGAUGGGAUAGUAUCCACGGUUGGUCCUCAAGCAAUAUAUGUUGUUGGUCGUGAUGAUGAAGAAUCCAUUGCAGCUGGAAGUUAUCCUAGUGAUGAUGCGGCUAGCUGGGAAACUGUUGAAGAUGACACCAUAGAGACUGUUAAUAAUGUACAGGAGGACCACGGGACAAUUGAUGCUAGUCACAUCAUGGAUGAGAUUGAAGAUAGUGACAUUUCGGCAGAAAAUUCUGGAAACAAUGGAGCUCUUUCAAUACCCCUUGCUGCUCUUGGUUUUAUGACCAGACUGGCCUUUGGUAUAUUUUCAAAUAGAAAAAAGCAGUCUGAUUCAUUGGAUUUAGAUACUAAAAGUGAAGAUGUUCAUCAAUCCAAUGAAUUGGUUUUUAGUAAAGAUUCUCUCGGUGAAUCCAGCUCCCAGAAACCUAAUGAUGUUGAGUAUCAACUUUCGGAGCUGCCAACUAAUUCUGAAGGAGAGGAACAUGAUGUUACUGAGGCUGUUGAUUUGUUAGAAGGUGUUGAAACUGUGUGUAACUUAAGACCACCAGAAUCAGAUGGUGCUCCUCCUUGUGAUGAGUUUAUUUCAACAUUUAAAGGCUUUGAUAUUGUCCGAGAUCCUACUGACCAUUACUUUCUUAGCGCACUCGGGCAGAAUAAUGCUCCCAGGAAGUGGCUCAAGAAAGUUCAACGAGAUUGGGACAUUCUUCAAAAUAACCUGCCUGAGGGGAUAUACGUACGUGUCUAUGAAGAUAGAAUGGAUCUUUUGAGGGCUGUCAUAGUUGGAGCUUAUGGGACACCUUACCAGGAUGGCCUUUUCUUCUUUGAUUUUCUCCUUCCGCCUGAAUAUCCGGAUGUUCCACCUUCAGUAUACUAUCAUUCUGGAGGGUGGCGAAUAAAUCCAAAUUUAUAUGAGGAAGGAAAAGUAUGUCUCAGUCUUUUGAAUACAUGGACAGGUAGAGGAAACGAGGUGUGGGAUCCUUCAAGCUCAAGCAUUCUUCAAGUACUCGUUUCACUUCAGGGGCUUGUACUAAAUUCCAAGCCGUAUUUUAAUGAAGCUGGGUAUGAUAAACAAGUUGGGACGGCGGAAGGGGAGAAAAAUUCAUUGUCCUACAAUGAGAAUACAUUUUUAUUGAACUGUAAGACGAUGAUGUAUCUGAUGCGAAAACCUCCAAAGGACUUUAAAGAACUUGUCAACGAGCACUUCCGGAGGCGUGGUUAUUUUAUUCUCAAGGCUUGUGAUGCUUAUAUGAAAGGACACCUGAUUGGCUCGCUCACAAAGGAUGCCUCUAUUAGCACUGAUAAUAAUGCCAACUCAAACUCAGUUGGUUUCAAACUUAUGCUUGCUAAAGUUGUACCACGACUUUUCUCUGCUCUAAAUGAAGUUGGUGCUGAUUGCCAGGAAUUUACGCAUCUGAUACAGUCAUAGCAGUGAUCUUAAGGACCGUAAGUGCAUCAUAAACUAUCUGAGGAACACACAUUUUUAUGUCAUUGAGUUGGUAGAAAUUUUGCGUACUCCCAAUAUAAAGACACUCGAAGCUUCGAAGAAGUUGAGCCUUGGAUUGGAUCAUGAAUGCUGUAUUCCAGGGAAUUUGUACUCUAAUUGGGACAUUGGACGGUACAUUCUCAUGCUGGAUACUUUACCUUCAGAAGUCCGGAUUAACAUUACAUAGAUUUUACUUAGUCAACUGUAAAUUUUAUGAACUGACGGAAGGAAAACGGCUGGUGGUUGAGAAUUCUGAACUCAGGUUCGGGCAGGACUUCUGCUCUCUUUCUUUCUUUUUCUUUUUUUUUUUUAUAUAUUUUUUUUCAUUUGUUUAUUUGGCAUUUUUUCCCCUGCCUUUGAAGUUGGGCAGUUGAUAUUUUCCUUCACCAUUCAUCUCUUCCUUUUUCUUGAGGGUAGAUGGAUGAAAUUUUGUUGUAUUAUUCAGAUAUUUCAUUCAUUGCAGCUUUU
Sesamum indicum (sesame) is the source of this 4103-nucleotide messenger RNA. It is a transcript of the gene UBC23, whose product is annotated as ubiquitin-conjugating enzyme 23. The record is from RefSeq and is a predicted model, not a curated record. Gene Ontology annotation, molecular function: ubiquitin conjugating enzyme activity. Lineage: Eukaryota; Viridiplantae; Streptophyta; Magnoliopsida; Lamiales; Pedaliaceae.